Fimicolochytrium jonesii is the source of this 2405-nucleotide messenger RNA. RefSeq lists its product as uncharacterized. The coding region runs from base 106 to 2262 and encodes 718 amino acids. Lineage: Eukaryota; Fungi; Chytridiomycota; Chytridiomycetes; Spizellomycetales; Powellomycetaceae. The transcript has 3 exons. Gene Ontology annotation, cellular component: membrane. Gene Ontology annotation, biological process: cell surface receptor signaling pathway. The record is from RefSeq and is a predicted model, not a curated record.
CUAGAUACUCUCAUUAACCGUAGAUAUAGCAGGUCUCUCUCAUAGAGCGUAUAUACCGGCUUCAAGGAAAGCGAAGAUCCCAAACUGCUGAACAGCCCACCCAUAAUGGCCUCCCUCCUCACAGGAUGUCCCGAACCCUUCGUCCAGGCCGCCCCGGGCACAUUUCUCAACACCACCACCUGCGUCAACAUCUCGCCAACACUCCGGUGCUGCGUCCCCUGUCCCGUCGCCAACAGCUUCUACCCCACAGGCUACCUCGACCGCCUCAUGGUGCUCUACCAGGUCAUCUUCUUCAUUUCCUUCGUCUGCGGCCUGUUCCUGAUGAUCACGCAUAUCAUCCUCCCCAACCGCCGCCGCUACCAGGGCAUCCUGAUCCUCCUCAACAAUUUUGGGCUGACGCUGUACACCGGGUCGUCGCUGGCAGCGUUCCCGAAUGUGAAACGCAACGUGCAGUGUGCUCCUGAUGGGAUCGCGGCGGCGAAUUGGGAUAAUAACUCCGCGUGCGCGGUCCAGGGUCUCUUAUUCGUGGGGGGUGUGCAUCUGUGUCUGUUUGCGGCGUUUGCGAUCGUCGUCAACUUGCAUUUUAGUGUCGUGUGGCAGUCGAGACAUAUGGAAAGGUUCAGAUACGCGGUGUACGCAUUUGUGAUUGGGGGCCCGGCGACGUUGACGGGGUUGGUUGCGUCGGGGAGACAUAUUGAAGCCCAACCUGGAUUUCUAUGCUCCGUUUCAACCGACAAAGCCAACGAACUAUUCUUCUUCGUGCAAGCGGCGCUUGUCGUCACUAUGCUGGUCCUCCAUAUCAUCACCGCGAUAUGGAUGUACAUCGUCACCAAGCGCGCCCACAGCAGUCAGAGCCAGAAAAUGCUUUCGGAGCAGAUCAAGAUGCAGUGGCGUCCGGCGCUGUUUACCUUUGUUGCUCAGGUUGCUUGGUUUGCUUUCUACCUGGUCUACACAAAAACCUACAACUCCGUCAAAGAACUCCUCGCCUCCGACCCCACCAAAUCCUCCUGGGCCGCCGACUGGUUCACCUGCAUCGUCAAAUUCUCCCUCAUCCCACCCUCAAACGCCUCCUCCACCAACGCCCAAGAUUUUUGCGCCCCGCUCGCCGAACCCCACCUUCCAAACAUGAACCUCGUCGCCUUCGGACUCUGCAUCGGCCUGUUCGUUGGGCUAUGGAACGUCAUCAUCUUGAUAUCCCCGCAGGUUAUAAAGGAAUGGAAGGUCGCGUUGGGGUUAGAGCCAAAGACUGCUAGUGUGUCGUCGGCACCGCUGAGGGGACAUUCGGCCCUGCCUAGUAUGGACGAUCUGCACGUGGAUCCGCAGGCGGACGUGAAACGGCGGCCGUCGGCGCAUUCGACGAAAUUCUCGUACGCCAGUAUGCCCAAAAUGUCUCCGAAACCGGACUACGUGUUCCCCGCGCCCACUUCUCCGCCCGCGGCGCAUGAGCCUGUCAUGCGGGCAUCGUCGAUGGGAAGGGUCUCGCGACGCUCAAUUUCGCGAUCGACUGGGUUGGGAUACCAUCCCAGCACCGAGAUGUUCGAGGAGGAGCAGUACGUGCAUGAACUGCCUUAUCGCAGUCCGCGCCCGCAGAGCCCGCGGACGACGCACCAAUCGCGGUAUGAUAACGCUGACGUGGGGGCGGAUAUGACGCCGAACGGGCCGCCGAUGCACCGGAUGCCGCAGGCGCGGUCGAGCCCGGAGCAGCUUUAUCAACCCACCAAUAGUAUCUACAACAAAUACUACGAGUUCCCACCCCGCGGGUCAGUGCAGCAUGUCACCGAAACCACCUCCGGGCCGAAGGCGGAUUCUUCGUACUUGCAACUCCAUGUGAUUGAUGAUGCCCGAGCCGCAUACCACAGCGCGAUAUCCCACGACAGGUCGGGGCACAUCACCAGUCCCUACCCUCCAAGCCCAAUAGCGCAGGGCGCAAAACGGACGACAUCAGUACCCGUCCGGUUAUCCGCGUCUACAUUUGGCUCGCAGUCCCGCGGCGGCGAGGAAGGGUCAGAUGAGAGCUCCCCAAGCGACCUUGCCUUGAACGAGAGUUGGGCGAGGAAUGGUGGGGUUCUGCCAUCGCCGCCGCCGCAUAGGCCAACAUAUGGAACUCCUGUGCCCGAGAUAUAUGAUACUGCGGCUAUGGAGGUGCGGCAGGGUUUUAGGCCGGCUUUUGAGUAUUCGAGUGGUGGGGGGGAUCAUGGGGACUAUGCCCCGCAGAUGGUGCUGCCGCCGCCAAGAAGGAAGGAGUCGAGAACUGAUCGGUGAUUAGGGGGUGCUUCUAACGGUGUAUAAUUGCGUCGGUGUCUCAUAUGUACUAGAAUCCAUGUUCAGGUUAGAGUAAUAUAGGUAGACGGUGAAUCUAAUUUGAUACGUUUUGGUCGGUGAUUUCAAUCUAUCACGAAGGCACU